Messenger RNA from Neoarius graeffei (lesser salmon catfish), 3871 nucleotides. RefSeq names its product cyclin-dependent kinase 9-like. Gene Ontology annotation, cellular component: nucleus. The coding region runs from base 47 to 1231 and encodes 394 amino acids. The record is from RefSeq and is a predicted model, not a curated record. Gene Ontology annotation, molecular function: ATP binding; cyclin-dependent protein serine/threonine kinase activity. NCBI's taxonomy places the organism in Eukaryota, Metazoa, Chordata, Actinopteri, Siluriformes, Ariidae. The transcript has 8 exons. Gene Ontology annotation, biological process: protein phosphorylation.
CUUUUCGUUGACGUUUCCACGAUUUUUGCACCAUAGAAGAACAACGAUGCAGCGAGACAAGACCGGAAGUUCGGCGGUGUCUGGCGAUAAACCGGACCGGGAGACCGCCAUCAUGUCCAAGUAUUGCGAUGGCGUCGAGUUUCCUUUUUGCGACGAGUUUUCUAAGUACGAGAAGCUCGCCAAGAUUGGCCAAGGCACCUUCGGGGAGGUGUUCAAGGCCAAACACAGACAGACUGGCAAGAAAGUAGCGCUGAAGAAAGUGCUUAUGGAGAACGAGAAAGAAGGGUUUCCCAUCACAGCACUGAGGGAGAUCAAGAUCCUCCAGCUGCUGAAGCACGAGAACAUUGUAAAUCUGAUUGAGAUCUGUCGAACAAAAACCACCCAGUUUAACCAUUACAAGGGCAGCAUAUACCUGGUGUUUGAUUUCUGCGAGCACGAUCUGGCCGGCCUGCUAAGCAAUGCCAACGUUAAGUUCAAGCUGUCGGAGAUUAAGAAGGUCAUGCAAAUGCUGUUGAACGGACUCUACUGCAUCCACAGAAACAAGAUUUUGCACAGAGACAUGAAGGCAGCAAACGUGCUCAUCACAAGGGAUGGUGUGCUGAAACUUGCUGAUUUUGGUCUGGCGAGAGCUUUCAGUCUGGCAAAAAACAGCCAGGGCAAUCGCUACACCAACAGAGUAGUGACACUGUGGUACCGACCUCCAGAGCUCCUGCUGGGAGAGCGUGAUUACGGGCCACCCAUUGAUCUGUGGGGUGCAGGGUGUAUCAUGGCUGAAAUGUGGACCAGGAGCCCCAUCAUGCAGGGAAACACAGAACAGCACCAGCUCAGUCUGAUCAGCCAGCUGUGUGGAUCCAUUACAGCUGAGGUGUGGCCUGGCGUGGAUAAAAAAUACGAGUUGUACCAGAAGAUAGAGUUGCCUAAAGGACAGAAGCGAAAGGUAAAAGAGCGUCUGAAGGCGUAUGUUAAAGACCCAUAUGCUCUGGAUCUGAUUGAUAAGCUGCUGGUGCUGGAUCCAGCGCAGCGUGUGGACAGUGACGAUGCUCUCAACCACGACUUCUUCUGGUCUGACCCUAUGCCCUCUGACCUCAAACAUAUGCUCUCCACACACAAUACAUCCAUGUUUGAAUACCUGGCCCCUCCACGGCGCCGUGGUCACAUGCCCCAGCAGCCAGCCAAUCAGAACCGCAACCCAGCUACAGCCAGCCAAUCUGAGUUUGAUCGUGUUUUCUGAUUUCUCUGAUGUCAGACCUUUUUUUUAUUUUUUAUUUUUUUUAUUUCUCACUCAUCAUUUAGAAAGGGGAACAAGAUUUAUGAGCUCAAAUUGAGAUGAGCAAAGUGAGCUAAAUGGGACUGUCUAAGUGUUGUUAAACAAUGACCAGCUAUGUUGGUUUCACUUCUCAUCUAGUCUGAUUUGUCUCUAGAUGGAAUUCUCUGAAUUAUGUCUUUAAUCAUACAGAUGGAUUCUGUGGCCUUGGGGUCAGAAAUCAACUGGGAGAUCUCUGGACACCUGUCAUUUAUCUACAUAUUCAUUUUGCAACAUUUUGGACGACUGUAGUUUGAAACACAGCUCGGAGGUCCGGUUUGCUGUGUCUGUUUUAGCUGAAAUGGGACCAGCAGUUUGUUGGGAAUGAGGUUCAUAUUACAUUAGAAAAGAUGAAAAAGUCAUUAUGAUUAUACAGUGUCUGUUUUUGAGAUUGUAUGUCUGUCUUGCAGAAUUUCAGUUCAAGUCUCUUAAGGGAAAUUUGGACAUGGAGCUAUCAAUAUCCAACCACAGAGAUGUGGGGGUCUUUUUGCACCCAAUCAGAUACAAAGUGUAAAUGAGCACCAAGCUGAUAUUUCCGGAUGUCAGGAAGGUCAAGACCACCCUCUGAGGAGGAGAGGGGUAAUGUAGCCAAUUUGAGGUGCAGCCUCUUCUUGGCCCAUAUGAAGGAGCUAAACUAGUUAUUCAAAUUGUUGAUAGUUUUAUGCGAAAAGAGAACUGGGAUCGUUUGAAUUGGAUAUAAUGACCUAGGAAGGAUGUUCAUUUUCAACAGAGUAACAUGACCCACUCAAGAGAUCAGAAGGACAUUCCAUCUCUCCAUAUCCAAUCUAAUGUGUUCAAACAGGGGAAUGAAAUUUAAUUUGUAUAGCCGGGGUUGUGAAUAUUCCCAGAUAUAUGAACCCUGUAGGAGACCAUUUAAAAGGGAAGAGAGAUGGAAGAUUAGGAUUUUGUUUUAGUAGCAUGCAAUAUCUCUUUCUUAGACAUAGGCGCAUUGAGGGUAGAUUUCUGAUCAUUUGAUAGGCUGAGUGAAGAGAGAGAAUUCUUUGUUAACUCCAGGGUGUCACCUUGCAACUCUGAUUUAUACAAAUUUUCACAAAAGUUCCGAAAUGUGUUGUUAAUAGUUGUAGUGUCAAAUGACUGAAUACCAUGACAAUCUGUAAUUGAAGAAAUAGUAUGGGAAUCAGCCUUUUUCUUUGUUAGAUAAGCCAAGUAUUUACCUACUUUAUCACCAUGUUCAUACAUUUUGUGUUUGGCGACACUAAUUUUACCUUCUGCAUGUUUUGUUAAGAUGGAGUCUAGUGAGGACCGGAGUGCUGAAAUUUCUUUAAGCUUUUUUGGAGAUGGAUUCUUAGCAAGGGUGGUGUAGUGGUUAGCACUGUUGCCUUGCAGCAAGAAGGUUCUGAGUUCAAGCCCAGCGGCCAGUGGGGGGCCUUUUCCCCCCAUAUCUGUGUGGGUUUCUGCCGGGUGCUCUGGUUUCCCCCACAGUCCAAAGACAUGCAGGUUAAGCUAAUUGGUGGCUCUAAAUUGACUGAGUGUGAAUGAUUGUCUCUCUGUGUCAGCCCUGCAAUGUCCUGGUGACUUGUCCAAGGUGUACCCUGCCUCUUGCCCAUAGUCAGCUGGGAUAGGCUCCAGCUUGCCUACGACCCUGCACAGGAUAAGUGGUGAUGGAUGGAUUCUUCAAGUCUUUCUCUGUAAGUUUAAAGGAGAUACGCAGAGCCUUUAUUUUUAAAUAAAUUUCUGAGUGAAUGGUAUCUCCAUCCUUGACUCUUGUAUGCUGCAUAAAUGGGAAUAAAAAAAUAUUUUUGAGAGUUAAAAUCGACUGCAAAGUUGGCAUUUGAGCUGCCCCACUGAGCUAGCCAUCCCCAGGUGUUAUAACUUAGGCAACAUAGAUGUACAUGUCUGCAUUUUCACUGAUAAAACAUAAAAGGCUCAUUAAAUCAUCAGAUGAACGGAGAUAAUGACAUUCUGAAGCGAAUUAAAUAUUAUACCAGUGACUUAAAUACACAAUACAAGUUAUAUGUAUUAAUCUAAAUGCAGGUAAGCAACUUUUUUUUUUAAUCCAAAUGAGAGUCGGUGUCUCCUCACAGCAAGAAGGUCCUGGGUUCGAGCCCCGUAGCCGGCGAGGGCCUUUCUGUGCGGAGUUUGCAUGUUCUCCCCGUGUCCGCGUGGGUUUCCUCCGGGUGCUCCGGUUUCCCCCACAGUCCAAAGACAUGCAGGUUAGGUUAACUGGUGACUCUAAAUUGACCGUAGGUGUGAAUGUGAGUGUGAAUGGUUGUCUGUGUCUGUGUCAGCCCUGUGAUGACCUGGCGACUUGUCCAGGGUGUACCCCGCCUUUCGCCCGUAGUCAGCUGGGAUAGGCUCCAGCUUGCCUGCGACCCUGUAGAACAGGAUAAAGCGGCUAGAGAUAAUGAGAUGAGAUGAGAGUCGGAGCUUACCCAUCUGUGUUCUUGCUUCUCAAAGGCCGAUUGUUUUUGAAACAAUCUGACUUUCAGUCAUUUGUUCAGUUCUCCGUUCAUUCACUUCUUCCACGUAAGGGUGCGAUGGCAGCAAUAUCCAGUUUAGAAAUAAGACAGCUGCUCCACUCAUUCACUUUUCUUCAUACUGUUUAUU